CAAGACCAUUCCGACCACGUCAUGUGUGGCUACUUUAUGCUCUGGAAUUGACUCCCUGACGACUGCAAGAUGCCUCUUGUCAACGACAAAAUGAAUGCUAAGCAAUACAUUCAAAACCGCGAAUCCGUCUCACACCAAGGCCGCCCGGAAAAGCGGUCACUGACACCGCAGCCAAAUUCCGGCCGUGAAAGGUCGCAGCAGCGACAAGACGAAGCCCGCCGCAGAGUCCAGCAAGGCAGCCACGGCAAGGAGAAUAGCGAGGCCAUCAGUCGACGGGACGCUGCGAAGUUGAAGUUGGACGUUCCGAACACGCUGACGAUCUCGAGUUCAAAGCAUGCUCAGCCGGCUGGACACGGUGCCGCCCCAGAGCCAGCAGUGGCUCAGCCCAACAUAUUUGCCCGUCCUGCACCGAGUAUCGAACGCCAUCACAAUGCGUUUGACGAUACCCAAAGCAUCCAUUUUGACGAUUCGAUGAGCGUGGCCGACGAGAAGACUGGACGCACGAAACCUUCCUUCAGCUUCAAUCACGGAGGGAGCAUGCCUCCUCUCUGGAACAACGACCUUCCUGUCCAUCCUCCCGCUCAUCAUCUCGAAGGUUCAAAACUACUCUUUGGGGAACGUGAAAGGAUUCCAGGACUCCCUGCGGAUUGGCAAGCUCAGUCGGACGCUGAAAGACUUAGGCGUGGCUUUGACGCAGUGCACGGUGCACGGUUCAGUCACAACAUUGACCACGCGAAGUAUGGGAAAGUCGACCACGAGGAAGGUUCCGAUCAGGACGGCGACAUCGACGAAGGAACGUCCAUUGUGGAGAACACACCUUCACGCACUCGAAUGGGUCCGGUGGCAAAGACCACCUCCAAGCCUGGUAAAGAGAAAGCGAAAAGGAGCCACAGGCCCGAAGAGCUGGGUAGUCGUCCUUCGCCAAACCACAGAAAGUCUCUCAGCGACGUGGCGCCCGCUGUCGUGGUUGAGCCUUCAAGCCGACAACAGAUCAACCGCUUCAAUGUUUACAAGUCGCUCGAGACAGACCCUGAGACAACGCUGCCUGACAGUCUUCGUCAGACUAUCCAAAUCCCCCAGCCACAUGCAUCGCUUGUGCACCCACCAGCCUUCUCUUCCAAGAUGUCCUCGCUUCACGAGUCGUCCUCCGAUGAAGAGCAACCUCUCGCCGCAACCACCUCUGAAUCUCCGCGGCUGGGCUCGAAACGUCACCGCUCAGAAUUAGACCUGGAUUUUGAACUCGAAGUCCUCAAGGGCAAGACCAUGGCGGACCUCGACGCCAUCCCGUUCACAGUCGACCCUCGAUGGUCGGCGCCCGACCCCGCCGUCGACGCCAACGGCACCCCGAUGACCCUGCCGGCCAAACUCACGAACCUAACAAAAAUGCGCCCGGAAGACCAACGCAACCUGUUCAAAUCCCUCACCGACGCCGAGCGCGAGCAGACGGCCGAAUGGUUCGUGGAAAAAUUCAAGGCGGACAUGCACAGGCUGAUGGCCGUGCGCUUGGAGAGGAGGAAAAUCGCGCUGAGGUUCGAGUUGGAGGUGAAGAAGAGGGAGAGGCAGGUCGAGGUGAAACGGGGGGAUGUGGACGAGGAGUUGGCCGGGCUCAAAAAGGGCGGCGGGGAAUUGAUCAGAGGCAAGUCGCCCGCAAAGUGAAGUCUCGUGUCUUGUCUUUUUUUUGGUUUUUGUGUUUGUUAUUCUUCCGGAGAGAAAAGGGACAAAAGUUGUACAACAAAAGAAGGCAUGGACGAGCCAAGGGGCAAUGUAUACAUUAAUCUGGACCUUGGUCGGGCGAGUGAUGAAGCAAAACAGGCUCCGGAAUCUACCCACGAAGUUAUGACGGAAACAGGAAUGAAAAGGAACAACCGAUGGAGUGUCUGCGCUCUCCCUCAUGCACGACUCGAUGAUUUCACGACAUAGGACGUACGUAUGGACAUACAGGACAUGUUCACGAACCCACCUAACUACUUAUCUACCUAACUACCCAUCCACCCACCUACCGACCCACCAAAGUGGCCGGCUGCAUUUACCUCUCAAGAGGACCACAAGCGAAGGAAGAGGAGGGGAACAAGAAGAAAGUAAUUACCCAGAUCAAACGGGGAGAUUGAGUGUCGAGAGUUUGGCUCUAAAGACAACACAAACAAGAGCGCGG
Molecule: messenger RNA, 2152 nt
Organism: Cladophialophora immunda
Lineage: Eukaryota; Fungi; Ascomycota; Eurotiomycetes; Chaetothyriales; Herpotrichiellaceae
Exons: 2
Coding region: 70-1656 (528 amino acids)
Biological process (GO): nucleolar large rRNA transcription by RNA polymerase I
Cellular component (GO): RNA polymerase I core factor complex
Molecular function (GO): RNA polymerase I core promoter sequence-specific DNA binding; TBP-class protein binding
Source: RefSeq, a predicted model, not a curated record